UGCUGCCGCUGCUUCAAUUGCUGCCUUCGGCGCGAGCUGUGUUGUAGCGGCGCCAUGCACACGGCGCGAGGAGCGUCCGGUGGAACCGGUGGGGCAGAAGAGUGAGCGCGAGCGGCUUCGACCUACCAUCACCAUCAUCAUCAUCAGCAUCAUCAUCCUCAUCAUCCUCAUCCGGGAAACUGAGUGAGAAUCACACGGAGCGCGCCGAGCCCGUAUAGAUGCGCGUGCGGACAUUGUAGCUGCUGCUUUUCGGGGGGCGAUUCUGUGAGCUCACGAUGGCGAGCGACUCUCCGGCCAGGAGUCUGGACGAAAUCGACCUGUCCGCGCUGCGGGACCCUGCAGGCAUAUUCGAGCUGGUGGAGCUUGUGGGAAAUGGCACAUAUGGACAAGUGUACAAGGGCCGCCAUGUCAAGACGGGGCAGCUUGCCGCGAUCAAGGUCAUGGAUGUCACGGGGGAUGAGGAGGAGGAAAUCAAAGCAGAGAUCAACAUGCUGAAAAAGUACUCCCACCACCGCAACAUCGCCACCUACUACGGGGCUUUCGUCAAGAAGAAUCCACCAGGCAUAGACGACCAGCUAUGGUUGGUGAUGGAGUUCUGUGGUGCGGGCUCAGUCACAGACCUGAUAAAGAACACUAAAGGGAACUCCCUGAAGGAGGAGUGGACGGCCUACAUCUGCAGAGAGAUCCUCAGGGGUCUGACCCACCUGCAUCAGCAUAAGGUCAUCCACCGUGACAUCAAAGGUCAGAACGUCCUGCUCACGGAGAACGCAGAGGUCAAACUGGUGGACUUUGGGGUGAGUGCGCAGUUGGAUCGCACUGUUGGUAGGAGGAACACGUUUAUUGGGACGCCAUAUUGGAUGGCUCCAGAGGUCAUAGCCUGCGAUGAGAAUCCAGACGCCACAUAUGACUUCAAGAGUGAUCUGUGGUCUCUGGGGAUCACAGCUAUUGAGAUGGCUGAAGGGGCUCCUCCUCUGUGUGAUAUGCACCCGAUGCGAGCUCUGUUCCUCAUUCCCAGAAACCCCGCUCCUCGACUCAAGUCAAAGAAGUGGUCGAAGAAGUUCCAGUCAUUCAUCGACAGCUGCCUGGUGAAGAACCACACUCAGAGGCCCAGCACGGAGCAGCUGCUCAAACACCCCUUCAUCCGGGACCUGACCAAUGAGCGGCAGGUCCGCAUCCAGCUCAAAGACCACAUUGACCGCACCAAGAAGAAAAGAGGAGAGAGAGAUGAGACUGAAUAUGAGUACAGCGGUAGUGAGGAAGAGGAGGAGGAACGGGACAUUGGGGAGCCCAGCUCCAUCAUCAACAUCCCCGGUGAGUCCACUCUGAGACGGGACUUCCUGCGGCUGCAGCUGGCCAACAAAGAGCGUUCGGAGGCGCUGCGGCGACAGCAACUGGAGCAGCAGCAGAACGAGGAGCACAAGCGCCAACUGCUGGCUGAGAGACAGAAGCGCAUUGAGGAGCAGAAGGAGCAGAGGAGGAGGCUGGAGGAGCAACAGCGUCGGGAGAGAGAGCUGCGGAAGCAGCAGGAGAGAGAGCAGAGGAGGCGCUACGAGGAGAUGGAGCAGCUGCGGAGAGAGGAGGAGAGGAGACACGCCGAGAGGGAGCAGGAGUAUAUCCGUCGUCAGCUGGAGGAGGAGCAGAGGCAGUUGGAGAUAUUGCAGCAGCAGCUUCUGCAGGAGCAGGCUCUCCUCUUGGAGUAUAAGCGGAAGCAGCUGGAGGAGCAGAGGCAGGCAGAGAGGCUGCAGAGGCAGCUCCAGCAGGAGAGGGCGUACCUGGUGUCCCUCCAGCAGCAGCAGCAGCAAGAGCCUCGACCUGCAGACAAGAAACAGCUUUACCACUACAAAGACUCCGUCAACCCCAGCGACAAACCUGCCUGGGCUAAAGAGGUGAUGAAGCGAGCUCAAAGUAACUCGCCUCGGCUCCCUCCAAAGAACCAGCACUCCUCUGGACUCCCCGAGGAGACACAAGUUUCACACCUUCUCCUCCUUGACCACACCCCCAGCCACAUCCCUGCCCGCCCCCCCUCCUACCCAGCAGCCGCCCCCUCCUAUGCCCAGCGGGAACGGGCUGAGGUCCAGCUUAGGCAGACGGGCGCGAACGCCAAUGUCCCCAGGAUCCGGGUGUCCUGCGAGCCGGAUCUGGCCCUGUAUGCCCACCCGUAUCCAGGCCAGGAGGGCCGCGGCCGCAGCCCAGGCCGUGCUUUGGCACGAGACAGUGAGGUGGAGGAGCGCUCCAAGCUGAACCGACAGAGUUCCCCAGCCCUGCAGCACAAAGUGGCCAAUCGAAUCUCUGACCCUUCGCUGCCCCCUCGCUCCGAGUCCUUCAGCAGCGGCGGCAUCCAGCAGGCCCGGACCCCACCCAUGCACCGCUCUGUCGAGCCCCAGAUGGCCCACCUAGUCUCGGUGAAGUCUCAUGGUUCUUCUAUGACGGGCUCUCAGUCGCUGCAUGACCAGUCUUCCCAGGGCGUCUCAGCUUUCCAGGAGAGCCUGUCGCCCCACCGGCCCCCUAUGCCCCGCCAGAAUUCUGACCCCACCUCAGAGACACCGAUGCCACCGCCCCGCGUCACCAGCCGGGACGACAAGUUUGACCGAAGCUCCUGGUUAAGGCAGGAGGAGGAACUUCCACCCAAGGUUCCUCAGAGGACCACCUCAAUAUCUCCUGCUCUAGUAAGGAAGAACUCUCCUGGGAAUGGACCGGGAGGUCUUGGGCCAAGGCCUGGUUCUCAUCUCAUCCGAGCCAGUAACCCAGACCUGCGAGUUUCCCAGGAGACGGGUCUCCCGAGGACGAGCAGCGGGAGCUCCUCCAGCUCCAGCACGCCCAGCUCCCAGGGUGGCUCCAGCGAGAGGAACCGGGUGGGAGGUUCCGGUAAGCCUGAGGGUUCCCCAGCCAUUUCCCAAGAGGCCAAGCCCAAAACCCAAGAGGAGAGCAGGGAGGUGACCAGACCCAGCAGACCAGCGGACCUCACUGCUCUGGCCAAAGAACUCCGGGAACUGCGCUCCAAUGAAGAGACCAACCGGCCGCCUGUCAAAGUGACCGACUACUCGUCGUCCAGUGAGGAGUCAGAAAGCAGUGAGGAGGAGGAGGGAGAAGGUGGAGCUCAUGAUGGAACGGUGCCAGUCAGCGAUAUCCCUCGCAUCAUGCCAUCAGCUGGCCAAGGCGGCAGUGAGCCGUUCGGUGGAAUGGGAGGCCAGGAGGAUGCCCAUGAAGAGUCCUACGGAAACAACUCCCAAGACAGCACCCUGAUGAUGAGAGAGAUGUUUGGGGAAAGAAAGCGCUCGGGUCACGCCGAGAGCAACGGUUUCCCUGGUAACGCCAAUCUUCCCGAUCUAGUGCAGCAAAGCCACUCCCCCUUGGCCACGCCCAGCGAAGGCCCGGGGCGCCACUCCAGUCUGCAUGCGCAGGACCUGGACGCUGUGGCUGAAUACGGCAGCGGGUCCAAAGCCUCCUUCACUCCGUUCGUGGACCCCCGGGUGUAUCAGACCUCGCCGACUGAAGACGAUAAUGAGAACUCUGCCUCAGCUCUGUUUGCGGAUGAGCUGUUGAGGCAGGAGCAGGAGCAGGAGCAAGCUCGGCUCAACGAGGCACGCAAAAUCUCUGUGGUCAAUGUGAACCCCACUAACAUCCGGCCGCACAGCGACACGCCGGAGAUUCGCAAAUACAAAAAGCGCUUUAACUCGGAGAUCCUGUGCGCCGCUCUGUGGGGGGUGAACUUGCUGGUUGGAACUGAAAAUGGCCUGAUGCUGCUGGACCGCAGUGGUCAGGGCAAGGUGUAUAACCUCAUCAGCCGCCGCCGCUUUCAGCAGAUGGACGUUCUGGAGGGCCUCAAUGUGCUGGUCACCAUCUCUGGCAAAAAGAACAAACUGAGAGUGUACUACCUGUCCUGGCUGAGGAACAGGAUACUCCACAAUGAUCCUGAGGUGGAGAAGAAGCAAGGCUGGACUACUGUGGGCGACCUGGAGGGCUGUGUUCAUUACAAAGUCGUGAAAUACGAGCGGAUCAAGUUCUUGGUGAUUGCCUUGAAGAAUUCAGUGGAGAUUUACGCCUGGGCUCCGAAACCAUACCACAAAUUUAUGGCUUUCAAGUCUUUCACAGAUCUGCAGCAUAAGCCUCAGCUGGUUGACCUGACAGUGGAGGAAGGCCAGAGGUUAAAGGUUAUCUAUGGCUCCAGCGUUGGCUUUCAUGUGAUAGAUGUUGACUCCGGGAACCCGUACGAUAUCUACAUCCCAUCCCACAUUCAGGGCAGUGUCACCCCCCACGCCAUUGUGGUGCUCCCCAAGACCGACGGGAUGGAGAUGCUUCUGUGUUAUGAAGAUGAGGGGGUCUAUGUGAACACUUACGGCAGAAUCACUAAAGACGUGGUGCUACAAUGGGGAGAGAUGCCCACCUCUGUUGCCUACAUCCACUCCAACCAGAUCAUGGGCUGGGGAGAGAAAGCCAUUGAGAUCCGUUCAGUGGAAACGGGACACCUCGACGGAGUUUUCAUGCACAAGCGAGCUCAGCGACUGAAGUUUCUCUCUGAGCGAAACGACAAGGUCUUCUUUGCCUCAGUCAGAUCAGGAGGCAGUAGCCAAGUUUUCUUCAUGACCUUGAACAGAAACUCCAUGAUGAACUGGUAACCCAUCCACAUCCUCCCCCCGCGUUGUGUCUGUGGACAUGUUCUGUUUUGAAAAAUGAGGGAAAACCACAGUGUGUGGAAUACAGCAUGGCGGUUAGGAUAAAGAUAAAGACUUCCCGGAAGCUGCUCCAGAAAGCCGGAGACAUCUGAACGGUCACAGUCAGUUAGUGACCGAUUUCCCCAGACCACCAGGGGCCGCCAGAGAAGAACAACCUCUAUCCAGAAUCUCCUGUGGCCGCGGGGUUCUUAACUUUUUUUUUCAUGGCAAAUAUGUUCCCAGAUUCCUUUGGAGAAGGUUAUUAUUAGUAGAAUGGAACUGAACUGGGAUAGACUCUCCUGUGUAGAGUGACUAUUGACUAUUGAACAAAACAUUGUAACUGUUUAGACACUUUCAACACAAUAAUUUAUUGCUGUUGGGCUAUACAUGGAAAACCCUCUCAGACAAAACAGUUCGCUGAAGAGGUUGAUGUGUGUGUGUGUGUGUGUGUGUGUGUGUGUGUGUGUGUGUGUGUGUGUGUGUGUGUGUGCUCAGCCUUGUAUGUUUUACACUCCAAACUCUCGUGGAACACAUUUCAUCACCACUUUGUUUUUUACAGCUGCAUUAUGUCACACUGUAGCCGUGAGUACUGUACGUAUGUCCUAUAUGUAUGUGUGUAUGGGUGAAUGUUGGAAAAAAGGUUUAGCAUCCAUACGUACAAAAAAACAACAGUAGUUAAGACAAAUCUGGAAAGGGAUGCCUGGAUGUUUUUGUACCACACAUCAGAAUUACGAGCCGUUCCAGUCCAUUUCUUCUGAUUCUGGGAAAAUAAAGGUCCGUUUCACAUGGU
Molecule: messenger RNA, 5442 nt
Organism: Colossoma macropomum (tambaqui)
Lineage: Eukaryota; Metazoa; Chordata; Actinopteri; Characiformes; Serrasalmidae
Gene: tnikb
Product: TRAF2 and NCK interacting kinase b
Exons: 33
Coding region: 276-4616 (1446 amino acids)
Biological process (GO): protein phosphorylation
Molecular function (GO): ATP binding; protein kinase activity
Source: RefSeq, a predicted model, not a curated record